Molecule: messenger RNA, 3783 nt
Organism: Closterium sp. Naga37s-1
Lineage: Eukaryota; Viridiplantae; Streptophyta; Zygnematophyceae; Desmidiales; Closteriaceae
Source: the annotation of a GenBank genome assembly
AUGGGUUCUAAGCACCAAUCCACCGUGCCGACCGUUGGGCCGCCGAAAGGCCUCUUCCUCGCGCUUCUCGCGUUCAGGUUACUCAACAGUGUGGCAGUGCAGACCUAUUUUAACCCGGACGAGUUCUGGCAGGGACCCGAGGUGGCACACCGGAUGGUGUUCGGCUACGGCUAUCUCACGUGGGAGUGGCGGCCUGAGUGGGCGGCUCGCUCCUUCCUCCACCCGCUGCUCUUCGCCGCUGGUUACCUCCUGCUCGCCCUCUUACGCUGCGACACGCCCUGGCUCGUUCGCCACUCGCCGCGGUUCAUCCAGGCAUCCAUGGCCGCACUGGCGGAUCUGCGUCUUUACGUGCUCACUCAGAGGCUCUUCCCUUCGCACCCCUCCGCUGCUGCAUGGGCGGCCGCCAUAGCUAGCAGCACUGGGGGAUCUGCGUCAUUACACGCUCACUCACAGGCUCUUUCUCGCUCACCCCUCUGCCACUGCAUGGGUGCUCGCCUGCAACCUCACCUGCUGGUUCCUCUCCUUCUGAUCCACACUCACCUUCUCCAACUGAUGCUUUGUUUUCCCACAUGCACCCCUCACCCCCUCUCACCCUCCUCCCCUCACCCCUCCCCUCCUCCCCCCCUCGGCUCGCCUGCAAUCUCACCUGCUGGUUCCUCCUCUUCUGCGCCACUCGCGCCUUCUCCAACUGAUGCUCCCUUUGCCCACAUGCGCUCCUCGCCCCUUCCCUUCUCACCCUCCUCCCCUCGCCCGUCCCCUCCUCCCCGCGCAUCCCUCGCUGUCAUCGCCCUCUCCUACUGGCCCUGGCGCCAUUGCCAAGGGGGCACUGAGGGCGCUGAGGGGCGCACUGAGGCCGCAAAGGGGGGCAGUGAGGGCGCACUGGGGGGCAGUGAGGGCGCACAGGGGGGCAAUGAGGGCGCACAAGGGGGCAGUGAGGGCGCACAAGGGGGCAGCAAGGGCACUCAGGAGCGCACUGAAGGCGGAAGGAAAGAUACUGAGCAGGGGAGAGGAGGCCAAACCUCCAUAGCUGACGUGCUCUCUCCCUCUACUGGCACCAACCGGCCACUGGCCCUGGUCUUGGCAGCAGCAGCGUGCAUGGUUCGCCCCACCAGCACGCCCUUCUGGCUGCCCCUGGGCCUGCACGAGCUCUCCCUGCUGCUGCUGGAGUGGGGGCUGAAGAAAGGGAAGGGCCGAUGGGAAUGGGUGCGGCUGCUGUUGCUGGAAGUGCUGCCUAUCGGCCUGACAGCUGUCGCCAUCACAGUGGCUGUCGACAGCUGGCAGUAUGGCCGGCCAGUGGUGUUCACCCCUCUCAACCUCUUACAUUUCAACGUGCAUCUCAAGGGGUCCAGUCUGUAUGGCAGCAACCCCUGGCACUGGUACUGGUCGCAGGGCCUCAUAGCCAUGCACGGCACCUUCUUCCCCCUCGCCUGCCUAGGCCUCCUCUGGUGCUCCUCCCUCCGUUCCUCCCCCCACGACAACCCACCUCGUCAUGAACACGAAAACAACUCCCAGCAUCAUCACCAUCAUCACCAUUUGCUGCAGCGCCUGCAUGAGGGCCUCGUGUGGUGGUCUGUGCGCCUGCCCUUCCUGCUGGCCCUCUGGCUGCCUCUCUUCUACUCCCUCUCCGAUCACAAGGAGCACCGCUUCAUCCUGCUCUCGCUCCCUCUCCUCAACACGUACACUGGUCUCGCCCUCUCUCUCCUGCACUCACGACUCACCACCACCACCACCACCACUGACAGCGGCAACAGGCUGCUUCAAUCGCCUCAAACCCGUCAAACGUUGAACUCCUCCCAAACGCCCCAUCCAUCCCAAACGCCCCAUCCAUCCCAAACGCCCCAUCCAUCCCAAACGCCCCAUCCAUCCCAAACGCCCCAUCCAUCCCAUUCCAGCCCAACAACCCAAUCAUGGUGCGCCUUCCUCUCCCCCUUACUCCCCCCACACUCCCCCCAUUUCCGCCUGCUCCUAGUAGCAGCCUUCCUCCCCCAGCUCCUCGCUGCUCUCUACCUCUCCACCACCCACCAGCGAGGCACCAUCGCUGUCAUGCCCUUCCUAGAGACAGAAAUCAACACCAUCCUGCAGGCCCGUGGACCACCAUCGAGGGACGAGGCUGUUUUUGAGUCGACUAAAAAACAAAUCAACACUAACCUGCAGGCCCGUGUAACACCAUCGAGGGACGAGGGGAGGGGAGGAGAAUUUGAGGGGAGGGGAGGAGUGAGGGAGGGGAGGGUGGAGGUGUUGUUUCUGAUGCCAUGCCACUCCACGCCCUUCCACUCCCACCUCCACCACCCUGCAGUCACACUCACCAUGCUCUCAUGCACACCCAUCCUCACAUGUAAGCCUCUAUUCUCACGUGCCUACACCUCGCAUGUCACGGCUCUUGAGUCGACUCAAAAGUCACUGCAUAUCAUGGCUCCUACAAGCCGUAUUGCCUCCCACGCUCGUCUGUCUAUCCCACUCCCUCUCCCAGAUCUCGACCCUCUCUGCCACUUCCUCCUGCCUAACGCCCUGUCCCCUGUCCAUCCCAUCCCAGCGUCCCACAUCCCCUCCCUCCAGCCCAUCCCAGCGGCACCAUCACCAUGUCUCGUGAUAGGGACCCAUCCCAACGGCACCAUCACCGUGUCUCGUGAAAGGGAGUUUGAAGAUCUACUAGCAGACCCACGUGCGUUCCUCACAUCCCGCUACACCAUCCAUCCAGCUGUUCAUGCAUGCAUGAUGGGCCUGAGCCAUGGCGCUGCAGCAGCUGCUGCUGCUCACCGUGCUACAGCCGAAUCUCAUCCUGCUUGCGACACUACAGCCGAAUCUCAUCCUGCUUGCGACGCUACAGCUGAUUGCCAUGCUGCCAGCCCCACCACGUGCAGAAGCAGCAGCAGCAGCGGGACAACGGAGCAUGCUGGCGAUUCCGCCCAAGGAGAGCGUGGAGAGGGUACAUGUGUGGCUGCUGCUGCAUGGGUUGGAGGGCGUGGAGAGGGCGGGUGUGCGGCUGCUAGUUCAGAAGAAAGGAGGCGGGGAGCACAGAAAGCAGCUUCUGUAGAUUCGAAUGCAAGAGCAGAUGCUCAUGUGAACCAGUGUAGCACCCGUGAAGCCGGCUCGAAUGCAAGAGGCGAUGCUUAUCUAAACGAGUGCGGCACUCGUCAAGCAGGCUCGAAUGCAAGAGGCGAUGCUUAUCUAAACGAGUGCGGCACUCGUCAAGCAGGCUCGAAUGCAAGAGGCGAUGCUUAUCUAAACGAGUGCGGCACUCGUCAAGCAGGCUCGAAUGCAAGAGGCACGCGUUCAGAUAAGAAAGAGAAGGAGGGUUCUUUGAGGCCGAAAGAGGCUCCCUCUCCUGGGUUGGAUAGAGCCAGGUGCAGGGAGGAGACAGAAGUGGUGGCAGCAGUCAACACGGAGGAGACUUUUGAGUCUCCUCCAAAGGCACUCAACACGGAGGAGAAGGAAAGUUCUUCAAAAGGAUUUGAAGGGUUUGAAACGUCUCAAGGGUGUGAAGGGUCUCAAGGGUUUGAAGGUUCUCAAGGGUUUGAAGGGUCUCAAGGGUGUGAAGGGUCUCAAGGGUGUGAAGGGUCUCAAGGGUUUGAAGGGUCUCAAGGGUGUGAAGGGUCUCAAGGGUGUGAAGGGUCUCAAGGGUUUGAAGGGUCUCAAGGGGAACUGCCGGAAGUGGUGGUGGCAUUCGACUCGGAGGAGAAGCGGUUGAAGCCGUUUCUGCAGUGCGCCGGCUACACGGAGGUAUGUGUUCUUCAUGUGUUGGCUACACGGAGGUAUGUGUUCUUCGUGUGUUGGCUACACUGA